AUGGGCGGUGGCCUCGCUCUCCUCUUCGCCGAGCAAGGCCUCGCCGUUGGUCUCCGUGACCCGCUCGAGUCCCAGAUGGACAAGGUCAUCGAGCAGGGUAAGAAGGACAACGUCAAGGGUAAAAUCACCAAGUACUCCGACGACAAGGCCCUCUGCGCCGGCCUCACAUCCCCCAAGACCUUCGUCUGGUCAUUGCCUCACGGCGAUGUCGGCGACCACGUCUUGGCCAACCUCCUGCCUUACCUCGAGAAGGGCGACAUCAUCAUCGACUGCGCCAACGAGCACUACACCAACACUGAGCGGAGACAAGGCAAGUGCGGACCCAAGGGCAUCCGUUACGUCGGUUGCGGUGUUUCCGGUGGUUACCAGGCAGCCCGCCGAGGUCCUUCAAUGUGCCCCGGCUCCGACGACGAGACCAUGUCCAUCGUCCUGCCCAUCCUCUCGAAGAUUGCCGCCAAGGCUCCCGAUGGAUCCCCUUGCGUCGCUCACAUCGGUACCGGUGGUGGCGGUCACUACUGUAAGAUGAUUCACAACGGUAUCGAGCACGGUAUGAUGUCCGCCAUCGCCGAGGCCUGGGCCGUCAUGUACAAGGGUCUUGGGAUGGACCUCGACCAGGUCGGUGACGAGCUCCACAAGUGGAACAAGUCUGGUGAGCUCGAGGGCACUUUCCUCGUCCGCAUCGGCGCCGAGAUCUGCCAGACCAAGGCUCCUGAUGGAACCCGCGUUCUCGAGACCGUCGAGGACAAGGUCGUCCAGGACUACUGCGGUGAGGAGGGCACCGGUAUCUGGUCCAACACCGAGGCCGUCGACCACCACGUCCCCGCACCCACUUUGACCGCCUCCCACUACAUGCGUGUCGCCUCCGCCGACCUCGCCCAGCGCCGCAUCAUCGAGAAGACCUUCGAGAACAAGACCUACCCUCCCCAGCCCAUCGAGACCAAGGACAAGGCCGCCUUCCUCGAGGACCUCCGCCUCGCCACCUACAUCGCCUGUCUGGCCUCGUUCGUCCAGGGCCUCAACGUCAUCGACAAGGCCGACAAGGCCAACCACUACAACGUCGACUACGCCGCGCUCCUCCAGAUCUGGCGCGCCGGCUGCAUCAUCCAGGCGGACUUCAUCAGCGAGAAGCUGCUGCAGCCCAUCUACAAGGGCUACGCGACCAAGAAGGAGAAGAACCCCCUGUACGAGCCCGUCAUCGCCAAGGAGUUCUCCCGCUCCUACGACGCCCUCAAGCGCGUCGUCCUCGCCGCCACCGUCGCCGACCACCCCAUCCCCGCCCUCGCCGCCACCCUCGACUACAUCAAGUACCAGACCAGCACCGACCUGCCCACCGCCUUCUCCGAGGCCCAGCUCGACUACUUCGGCCGCCACAUGUACGACAUCAAGGGCCAGGACCCGGAGGGUCUGCCGGAGUUGGGCAAGCACCACUACGAGUGGAAGCCCGCGUAG
This is a messenger RNA of Dissoconium aciculare CBS 342.82, 1449 nucleotides long. Its product is annotated as 6-phosphogluconate dehydrogenase C-terminal domain-like protein. The coding region runs from base 1 to 1449 and encodes 482 amino acids. Gene Ontology annotation, cellular component: cytosol. The transcript is spliced from 2 exons. The record is from RefSeq and is a predicted model, not a curated record. Gene Ontology annotation, molecular function: NADP binding; phosphogluconate dehydrogenase (decarboxylating) activity. Gene Ontology annotation, biological process: pentose-phosphate shunt, oxidative branch; pentose-phosphate shunt. Lineage: Eukaryota; Fungi; Ascomycota; Dothideomycetes; Mycosphaerellales; Dissoconiaceae.